AUGAAAAGACAGAGCAACGAACAUUCUGCUCUUCCGAAAAGAAAGAAGCAACAAUCAGUUGAGGAGCCUCCUUCAAGAGAACAACAACUCCAGCAAACAUCUCCUACUAUCGGAUCAACAACAAUAAUUAAUCAUGUUGAUGAUGAAAAUAAUAACAAAAUAAUCAUGAUGAUGACGAAUAUUCCUCUGGAUAUUAUCACUAAUGAAGUCUUUACAUUCUUUCCAUGCCAAUGGAUUUUUCGGGUGGCUUUCUUGGUUUGCAAGGCUUGGUAUAAUUCUGUGAAUAAUUUCAAUCUAUUGAUAAUUCAAACUAAUUUGAAUGUUGACACUCAAAGGAAUCAGUCAUUCUUAUUGUGUUGUAAGGAAGGGAGAUUUAAUUCUGCCAGAGAAUUUUGUGUGAAGGGUUUUGAUUUACAUCAUUACAAACUAUCCAUUCCGAUUGUAAACUUUACAGCUCUACAGGUAUUGGAUCUUUCGUAUAGCAAAUUGGGAAGUUUAGGUAUUAGUAUUCUAUCUCAGAAUAAUGCAAACCAAUUGAGAGGAUUAAGAAAGUUUACAUACAGAUACAACGUAUUAACGCACAAAGGACUAGAAGUCCUUUGCUCACUUCCGUUAACUAAACUGAAAGAAUUGGAUCUUUCUUUUAACAGGAUUGGCGAUACUGGAUGCACUGUUUUAAGGAAAGCACCUUUUUUGAAUUCUCUCACUUCAUUGGAGCUAUACGACAAUAGGAUUGGAAAUCAGGGAUUCUUGACAUUGGUUGAUACUAACUUUCAAUCUCUUCGUUUCAUCAAUUUACGGUUCAAUGCUGUAGACCAUAUAGAUUGUGAAGUUUUCAACAGUGAGAAACUGAGUAACAAACUUCCUAACAUUCAGUCAAUUAAUUUACUUUUCAAUAAGAUUGACAUCAGCGAAAUUACCCAUUUAAACGCAAAUGUUAAAAAGCUAAUAGUUGUGAAUAUGGUAAAUUAA
Messenger RNA from Naegleria gruberi, 972 nucleotides. RefSeq lists its product as uncharacterized. Lineage: Eukaryota; Heterolobosea; Eutetramitea; Acrasida; Naegleriidae. The transcript has a single exon. The coding region runs from base 1 to 972 and encodes 323 amino acids. The record is from RefSeq and is a predicted model, not a curated record. Gene Ontology annotation, molecular function: protein binding.